AUGUCCCACGUACGUGAGUCCUCGUCGGGCUCUUCAACCCCGUUCCCUAUUCUCGAGGAGGAUCCAGCCCAGCAACCUCGGGAGCUGCCCAUCGGAAAAGGACGUAACCGACAAAGAUUGCUCCGAGGCCUUCAACGAGUUUCGUCUGUCACAUCUCUCAAUAGUCUGUCGCGCGGUCGGUCCCAUAGCGCUCCGUAUCGACCGAGUGCGAGGGGCACGCUAUCGUGCGUGAGUCUUGCGGCCACUGGACCGUCAACCCCGAGCAAUGGCUACUCCUCGCCCCUAUCGAAUGUUGUUCAGCCAUCGUCUACGAGGCCGGCAACACCGGCCAACGAGUUCCCGUUUCCCCGAGAUUUCGACAUUGAAGAAGCUGCGCGGCCCGCUGGCCAUGGACAGGCAGUGUCAACGCCGGGCACCGCGCCACUGCCGCUUGACGCUCGUCUGGCUCGUCCCAGGCUUUCGAGCAAGGCCAAGACCUCCCCUCUCGCUGUGUACAAGCCUCCUUUUAAAUUCUGGGAUGCGGUUCCUCACGAAAUUCGAAUCUACAUUUUCUCCUUUUUGCAACCAAAGCAGCUUGUCCAGGCAUCUCGUGUUAGCAGAUCUUUCCACAGCUUUUGCUUCGACGGCCAGCUCUGGAUGUCUCUGGAUGCUUCCAAGUUCUACCAGGAGAUUCCUGCAGACUCGCUUGCGCGGAUUAUUUCGUCUGCGGGGCCUUUCAUCAAGGACCUCAAUCUAAGGGGUUGUGUCCAAGUUGAGCAUUACAAGCGAGCCGAGGUCAUUGUCAAGGCUUGCAAGAAUCUAAUGAACGCUACAUUGGAGGGUUGUCGGAACUUUCAGAAGACAACUCUGCACAGCCUGCUCGAAAGCAACGAGAGACUCGUGGCGUUGAAUUUGACAGGCUUGACGGCGGUUUCGAAUCGAUCGUGCAGAAUCAUUGCUGAGUCUUGUCCGCAGCUCGAAUCACUCAACGUCUCUUGGUGUGGAAAAGUGGAUUCGCGAGGAAUCAAGGCCGUCGUUGAGGGCUGUUCUAGGUUGCGAGAUCUACGGGCCGGCGAAGUCCGCGGGUUCGACAACCUUGAUCUAGCCGAGGCGAUCUUCAAGACUAACAAGUUGGAGAGACUCAUUCUCAGCGGUUGCGCCGAGUUGGAUGACGGGGCCUUGCGCACGAUGAUGCACGGUGUAGAUCCAGAGAUCGACGUGCUGACGGACAGGCCGGUUGUGCCGGCAAGGAAACUCCGCCAUCUGGACGUCAGCCGUUGCGCUCGUCUGACAAACGCCGGCAUCAGCUCCAUGGGGCAUCUCACGCCUGAUCUUGAAGGCUUGCAACUUUCUCGCUGCAGAUUGGUUGGUGAUGCGGGAUUGGAGCCCGUUCUUGCGUCGACACCUCGCCUGACGCAUCUCGAAUUGGAGGAUUUGGAGCAUAUUACCAAUGCUCUCCUCUCUGAGCACUUGGCCAAGGCUCCUUGCGCACGUACCAUUGAGCAUCUUUCGCUGAGCUACUGCGAGCAUCUCAGUGACACAGGACUGAUCCCUCUUCUCCAGAACUGCGUGAGCCUACGAAGCGUGGAUCUUGACAACACCCGCAUCAGUGAUUUGACUCUCACUGAGGCAGCACUACUGGUCACUACAAGGUCUCAAAGAACUACCGUGGCCGGGGCGAAGCCUCAGGUUACUCUGAAACUGGUUGCGUAUGACUGCCAAAAUGUGACUUGGACAGGCAUCCGAGAAGUUCUCUUCCGCAAUGCGGAAAUCCGGGCGGUUCGUGGUUCGCCCGCGCAGAUCUCAUGGCCGACUGAGACGGUAGCGCUCAAGUGCUUCUAUGGAUUCCAGCAAACGAUCGAUGAGCACCAGAAGCGCGUGCUCCAAGGCGACUUUGCUGCGGCAAACAAAUUGGAGAGGAAAUGGGCCGACUACAUGCAAGCUGUGGAGGAAGCAGGUGUUGGAGGCUCUGGGCGCCGUCGUCGACGCCGUCGUGCUAGGGAGGCGCAGGCUCUUCAUCUCAAUGAGGAAGACGGGUUGGCGCCCAAUGCUCGUCGCCGCGCUCGGACAAUGGGAUCUUGUUUUAUGAUGUGA
Emericellopsis cladophorae is the source of this 2073-nucleotide messenger RNA. RefSeq lists its product as uncharacterized. Gene Ontology annotation, molecular function: protein binding. Gene Ontology annotation, cellular component: SCF ubiquitin ligase complex. Bases 1 to 2073 code for a protein of 690 amino acids. The record is from RefSeq and is a predicted model, not a curated record. The transcript has a single exon. Gene Ontology annotation, biological process: SCF-dependent proteasomal ubiquitin-dependent protein catabolic process. Lineage: Eukaryota; Fungi; Ascomycota; Sordariomycetes; Hypocreales; Bionectriaceae.